This is a messenger RNA of Ipomoea nil (Japanese morning glory), 516 nucleotides long. RefSeq lists its product as uncharacterized. The transcript is spliced from 2 exons. The record is from RefSeq and is a predicted model, not a curated record. NCBI's taxonomy places the organism in Eukaryota, Viridiplantae, Streptophyta, Magnoliopsida, Solanales, Convolvulaceae. The coding region runs from base 1 to 516 and encodes 171 amino acids.
AUGAAUAUUGACAACGAAGGAAAAGAAGUCGAUCAGACCAAAUAUAGAGGAAUUAUUGGAUCGUUAUUAUAUCUUGCAGCCAGUAGGCCAGAUAUAUCUUUUGCUAUUGGCGUGUGUGCACGAUUCCAAUCCUGUCCUAAGGAAAGUCAUCUAAGUGCAGCUAAGAAGAUCCUGAGAUACCUCAAGGGAAUGCAAAGUGUUGGACUUUGGUACCCGAAAGGAGGAUCUUUCAAUCUCGUUGGAUAUUCUGAUGUAGAUUUUGCUGGAUGCAGAAUUGACCAAAAGAGUAUCUCUGGGACGUACUCCCUCUCCACUUCCUAUUGUGAAAGCACCAAGCCCAAUAGAGGACCUACUCGAGCACCUACUCUAACUUCUGCUAAACUUUAUGAGUACAAUGAACUGUAUGACGAAAGUAGGAGACUGUUAGUGGAAGAAGACAUUGACAGCUUCGAUUACUCUCCACCUGGCACACCAUCAACUUUCCCCACGCCUCUGAAGUCUAAGAAGAAUGAGUAA